Messenger RNA from Boeremia exigua, 1245 nucleotides. Its product is annotated as WD40-repeat-containing domain protein. Bases 149 to 1150 code for a protein of 333 amino acids. NCBI's taxonomy places the organism in Eukaryota, Fungi, Ascomycota, Dothideomycetes, Pleosporales, Didymellaceae. The transcript has a single exon. Gene Ontology annotation, cellular component: catalytic step 2 spliceosome. Gene Ontology annotation, molecular function: protein binding. The record is from RefSeq and is a predicted model, not a curated record. Gene Ontology annotation, biological process: mRNA splicing, via spliceosome.
UCAUAGCUCCACACUCGAUCAUCGAGUGGGGCGCCUUCCUCCUUCACUUCACGCGCGCUCACUCGGAUUCACUCGGACAUGCGCUGAGGGCAGCUUCGGGAAGCGCACGAUGCCUUGAAAACCUUCAAAUUGUGCGAAAGCCGCCAAAAUGUCCGCAUUCCCAACCAAGCCCAUUGCCAAACUCACCGGCCACAAUGGCAUCGUUCACGCAGUCGCAUACUCUUCUGGCUCACAGUCGUACAUUCUGACUGGCUCUUCUGACCGUACGAUUCGACUCUUCAACCCUCAGAAAGCUCCUAUAACCUCCGUCGCCCCUACCGCAUCGAACGCGUACCCGUCUGGUCUCGUGAACAAGUACAGCGCACACGGCUACGAGGUCCUCUCCAUCGAUGUCAACACAGACAAUGACAAGUUCGUCUCGACUGGCGGUGACAAGACAGUCUUUGUGUGGGACGUACAGACUGCGCAGACGAUAAGGCGCUUCACAGGCCAUGCCGGACGCGUCAACCGCGGUGUUUUCGGCGGAGAGAAGGACAGCAUCAUUGCGACAGGAAGCUUCGACGGCACGGUCAGAAUCUGGGACUUGAAAUCUAACGCAUACAAGCCCAUCAUGACACUCGGUGACGCCAAAGACAGCAUCACUGAUGUGGCCGUUCACGAUGCAGAAAUCCUGGCUGCGAGUGUUGAUGGCAGGGUCAGAAGCUACGAUCUCAGAACUGGCAUGUGUCAGGCUGAUGUGAUUGGUUUUCCAUGCACGAGUCUGGACGUCUCGAAGAAAGGCACGGAGAUGCUGGUCAGCUCGCUGGACUCGACCAUUAGAUUGAUGGAUCGAGGGAACGGAGAAAUGCUUAAGGCGUACAAAGACGAAGCAUUUGUGAACAAAGAUCUGAGGGUCAGAAGCACGCUAGGGCUGAAUGACAGCGUUGUGCUGAGUGGCAGCGACGACGGCAUGGUCUUUGCAUGGGACAUUAUGGGAGAAGAAUGCAUGCACCGUUUCAAACACUCUGAGAUGCGCGAGGUGCAUGGCAAAAGAGCGAUGGUACAGCCAGCUAGCAAAAAGGAGGUUGUUUCGGCUGUAGCUUUUUGCAAGACGAGGAGAGAAUGGGUCAGUGGUGGAGGAGACGGCAAUGUCAUUGUUUGGGGAGUGUGAUGAUUUCGUCAGAUAUCUGAUAGACCCCCGCGACAACCACGAUUUUCGAAUACUGGCACUGAUCCUCGGGAACGCGUCGACACAUCCCAUCAGCU